AGGCUUUUCUGUGCCGUAGAACUCUCCAGUGGGAUAUUUAAUGCCUUUUAAAGUAUUCUGAGGCUUUUCAGAGAGAUCUUAAGUGCAAAUUGGUCCUGCUGUAAAGCUCUAAUCCGGUGAAUUGAAAAUGAGUUUGGAUAUUUGAGGAGACUACUCUGCCGAUUUUUUGGUAAUUUUCUGUACUAAACGCAAAUGCAACUAUAUCGGUGCUGAACGUGAUUUAUCUGAAAUUUGUGUGUAUUCCCCCCCUACCUGGUGCUUCUGAUGUUCGUUUCUGAAACUUGUGUAUGCUUUCUGCUAUCUUUGCUUUGACUGACCUUGUUCAGUGGAAUCCUUUGUUUUAUUGGUACUUCCAAAUCUUGCGUAACAUCUGCCAGUGCUAUAGAAAUACAUAAUGUAGUUAGGGUUUUGGAUGGCUAUCUUGCUUUCUGUUUGUUUUCUUCUUUUUAGAACUAAGAGACUGAGAUUAACCCUUUUUUUCCCCUCUCCUUCUAAUUCAACAGAUGCAGUUUAUGUUGCUUUUUAGUCGCCAGGGGAAACUAAGACUCCAGAAGUGGUAUGUCCCAUUAUCUGACAAAGAAAAGAAGAAAAUCACAAGAGAACUUGUUCAAACAGUAUUAGCCCGCAAACCGAAAAUGUGCAGCUUCCUGGAAUGGAGAGACCUGAAGAUUGUCUACAAAAGAUAUGCAAGCCUCUAUUUCUGCUGUGCUAUUGAAGAUCAGGACAAUGAACUAAUAACUCUGGAAAUAAUUCAUCGCUAUGUAGAACUUCUUGACAAGUAUUUUGGCAGUGUAUGUGAACUUGAUAUAAUCUUCAAUUUUGAAAAAGCCUAUUUCAUUCUGGACGAGUUCCUUUUAGGAGGGGAGGUGCAGGAGACUUCUAAGAAAAAUGUUCUCAAAGCCAUUGAACAGGCAGAUCUCUUACAGGAGGAAACUAGCAGUAUGUUCUAUGCAAAAGAGGGGCUCU
This is a messenger RNA of Apaloderma vittatum (bar-tailed trogon), 966 nucleotides long. Its product is annotated as AP-1 complex subunit sigma-2. Gene Ontology annotation, biological process: intracellular protein transport; vesicle-mediated transport. The transcript has 4 exons. The annotation marks the transcript as partial. NCBI's taxonomy places the organism in Eukaryota, Metazoa, Chordata, Aves, Trogoniformes, Trogonidae. Gene Ontology annotation, cellular component: AP-1 adaptor complex; membrane coat; intracellular membrane-bounded organelle. Gene Ontology annotation, molecular function: clathrin-cargo adaptor activity. The record is from RefSeq and is a predicted model, not a curated record.